Propithecus coquereli (Coquerel's sifaka) is the source of this 1270-nucleotide messenger RNA. It is a transcript of the gene SCN3B, whose product is annotated as sodium channel, voltage gated, type III beta subunit. Gene Ontology annotation, molecular function: sodium channel regulator activity. NCBI's taxonomy places the organism in Eukaryota, Metazoa, Chordata, Mammalia, Primates, Indriidae. Gene Ontology annotation, cellular component: voltage-gated sodium channel complex. The record is from RefSeq and is a predicted model, not a curated record. Gene Ontology annotation, biological process: sodium ion transport; regulation of heart rate by cardiac conduction; ventricular cardiac muscle cell action potential. The coding region runs from base 393 to 1040 and encodes 215 amino acids. The transcript is spliced from 6 exons.
CCUCCUAGGACCGCCGGAGCGGAGCUUCCCCCGGGCGCAAACGAGAAAGGCCGGGAGCAAGUGGAAUUUGAAGUUCCGGGGUGGGCGGGGAAGCUACUGUCCUUGGUGCUGAGCCGGAUCCCCGCAACCGGCUCCGGGGAGAGCGCGCGGAGCUGCGGCUGGCUCCCCCGAAUUGGGGCGGUCCGCUCGGGAAGCUUCGAGCAGAAACCCCCGCCCGGCUCCAAAAGCCCGCAGAGCCUCCCCAGGCACGGGAGCUUGGUCCUUCUUUCAGUCAGAAAGUCGCCCCCUUGGGGCAGUUCGUCCCAAAGGGUUUCCUCGAAAGAAUCUGAGAGGGCGCAGUCCUUGACUGAGGGAAUCUCUCUGUUUAGCUCGGGAGCCAACAGCUGGAGAAGAUGCCUGCCUUCAACAGAUUGUUUCGCCUGGCUUCUCUAGUGCUCAUCUACUGGGUCAGUGUCUGCUUCCCCGUGUGUGUGGAAGUGCCCUCGGAGACGGAGGCCGUGCAGGGCAACCCCAUGAAGCUGCGCUGCAUCUCCUGCAUGAAGAGGGAGGAGGUGGAGGCCACCACGGUGGUAGAAUGGUUCUACAGGCCCGAGGGCGGUAAAGAUUUCCUUAUCUAUGAGUAUCGGAAUGGCCACCAGGAGGUGGAGAGCCCCUUCCAGGGUCGCCUGCAGUGGAACGGGAGCAAGGACCUACAGGAUGUGUCCAUCACUGUGCUCAACGUCACUCUGAAUGACUCCGGCCUCUACACCUGCAAUGUGUCCCGGGAGUUUGAGUUUGAGGCACAUCGGCCUUUUGUGAAGACGACACGGCUGAUCCCACUCCGGGUCACCGAGGAGGCCGGAGAGGACUUCACCUCCGUGGUCUCAGAAAUCAUGAUGUACAUCCUUCUGGUCUUCCUCACCUUGUGGCUGCUCAUCGAGAUGAUAUAUUGCUACCGAAAGGUCUCAAAGGCGGAAGAGGCAGCCCAAGAAAAUGCGUCUGACUACCUUGCCAUCCCAUCAGAGAACAAGGAGAAUUCUGCGGUACCGGUGGAGGAAUAGAAAGAAGCAGUGUGCCUGGAGGUGGCCUAAACACUGAGGGAUUGGCUAUCCCAGGUUCGGUGAUGUCAACAGCGUCAGGAGGGGACCCCACGGGCCCCAUCUCUUCCCUUCGCGUGCCCAUCCUUCUAUUUGUUCAUGCAUACAUCUACCCAUCUCUGAGCUCUCACAUCUGACUGACUAGCUCCAUCAGACCUCUUCACACCGUAAGACUUUGCCAGAACCAGGAAGCC